Messenger RNA from Sitodiplosis mosellana (orange wheat blossom midge), 490 nucleotides. RefSeq lists its product as uncharacterized. Lineage: Eukaryota; Metazoa; Arthropoda; Insecta; Diptera; Cecidomyiidae. The coding region runs from base 47 to 388 and encodes 113 amino acids. The transcript has 4 exons. The record is from RefSeq and is a predicted model, not a curated record.
UACAUGGUAUGAAGUUGAACGUUCAUUCUAUCUUCCUGAAUUUGCAAUGGGGUGUACCCUUUUGAAAUUUCAAGAAGAAGAAAAAGCUUCUGAAACAGAUCGUAUUGAAGUGGCUGUAAAAUCGAUCAAUCAAUGGACUGGAAGCGCAUCCAUUAACAUAGGCUAUAUCCAUCCUGAAACAAAGAAUUCAUCCAUUAUGGAUGUGAAGUUUUCAACCCGAUUACCGGAUGUAGUUGCUAGGUUCUUGCCUGGUGCAGGGCGAUACCAAGUCCUAUACACAGAUUAUACAAAUUUUGCGAUUUUGUGGUCUUGUUCGAAGCUGGAGUAUAUCAGCGAUUUGGGAGACCGAAAUCUAAGCCAACGUUAUCAGCGAGGGGCAAAUCACUAAAAAGUAAUUUCUAAUAAAGUAGAAAAAUGAACAUAAUAUGUAAGUAAUUUGUGGUAUAGAUGUCACAUUAGACUGCUCCAAAAAAAAAGUUGAGAUAUUCAA